This is a messenger RNA of Schizosaccharomyces cryophilus OY26, 2255 nucleotides long. Its product is annotated as ATP-dependent DNA helicase Irc3. Gene Ontology annotation, molecular function: ATP binding; hydrolase activity; DNA binding. The transcript has 6 exons. Bases 261 to 2099 code for a protein of 612 amino acids. Lineage: Eukaryota; Fungi; Ascomycota; Schizosaccharomycetes; Schizosaccharomycetales; Schizosaccharomycetaceae. The record is from RefSeq and is a predicted model, not a curated record.
GCUAGUCCACCCACUAAAUAAAGCUUCUACAUUCACAUUUUUCGUAAAAAUCAAAUCACAUUAUCACUUUAGAUGGUGUUGUGAGCCCCUAAUUUAUCAACCUGAGAGUGGUAUUGAAGUAUUCUUCUGAAUUGAACGACUUCCCAUGUAAAAUAACACUGCUGCUUUGUUUAACACGGUACUGCCCAAUUAGACCAUAUUCCCAUAAGACUUUAUUCGUAUUUAUAUAUUGGUAGGAAUAAAGUGCUUACGGGAAAACUAUGUUUUUUAUACAACAGAGCCUAGUACGACGAUCUUUUCAGCUGUUCCAACCUACACGAGCAUAUACAAUCCGUUACUUUGGAAGAGUCCUUCGCCCGUAUCAACAAGAAUGCAUUGACUCAUGUAUGAGGGCAUUUCAAGCAGGGAAGAAAAGGGUUGGCAUAUCUCUGGCUACAGGAUCCGGCAAAACUGCUCUUUUUCCUCAUCUUAUUCAAAAUACACCGGAAUUGAGAGCUAAUGCAAAUCAAUGUCUAAUCCUUGUACAUCGACGAGAACUUGCUCAGCAAGCCUAUGCCAUCUGUUUAGAAAAUUUUAGGAAGGAAAGCGUCGAGAUUGACAUGGGCACACAGCAUGCUACUGGCAAUGCUCCCAUUACUGUGGCAUCCCCCAUGUCACUAAAGGGAGAUCGGCUAGAGAAAUAUAAUCCUGAAAAUUUCAAGCUAAUUAUUGUUGAUGAAGUUCAUCAUUUGGCAGCUCCCACCUACCUUCGAGUCUUGAAACAUUUCGGGGCGGACGAAACAAAUUCAAAAGUCUAUUUAAUUGGUCUCACUGCAACAUUUUAUCGUGCGGAUGGAAAAUCACUUAGCCCAGGCGUUGACGAGAUUGUAUAUCAUAGACAUUUUGUUGAUAUGAUAGGUGAAAACUGGCUAGUUCAACCAAAAGUGAUUGGUGUAGAAUGGUCACCAAAUUUAAAUCUGGCAGAAUCAACAGAUCGUGAAGAUCGAGAAAAGUUUGAACGUGAAGUUCAAUCAAAAACUGCCAUUUUCCAAAUCCCUCAGGCAUGGAUAGAACAUGCUAAAAAUCGUUCUUCGACACUUGUCUUUUGUACUACAAUAGAACACUCACUCAAAGUCUGUAAUGCUUUUCGAAAAUUAGGGAUUGAUGCUAGGGUUUUAUCCGGUCGUACCAAUCCUGAUGAAAGGAAAUUAUUGGUACAAGAGUUCCGAGAGAAAAGGUUUCCAGUACUUGUAAAUUGCAUGGUAUUGACCGAAGGUGCUGACAUUCCUAAUAUUGAUUGUCUUAUUAUUGCUCGACCAACUAAUUCUCCUAAUUUAUUGACACAGAUGAUUGGAAGAGGUUUACGUCUAUCGCCUGGUAAAGAAGAUUGCUUGAUCAUAGAUUUUUGCGAUUCUUUCCAUCGAGUCCCUCUUCAUAUGCAACCCACGCUUUCUGGUAUAAUUGAAUUUGAGACAUCUCCUUACUCCAGGGAGACAAAGGAGACCAACUCAGAAGAUAUCAACUAUGAUCCUGGGACAGUUGGUCUUCAUAGCACGCUUCAUUAUAGAAAGGUUCGACAACUUUCCGAGCUUUUAAAGGAUAUGGAAAAAAACGAUAACAAUAUAUAUGCUAUUUCACCGAAUGCAUGGGUACCUUUGAAAUUGAACCGCUAUGCAUUGUCCACAAAAUCAGGAACACUUAUCGUUGAUACCGACAUUGAAUCAGGAAAGUUUAAUAUAAUUGCUUACGAGAAGCAAAUAAUAGGUCAACAUACCUACAACAGAAAAAAAGUAGUAGGAACCAAUAUCAGUAACAUUAUGAUGGCAAUCCGAGGAGCUGACAGCUAUGUUGAAAAAUACAAGUUGCCGUCCGCUUUUAUUCUAAGAAAUGCCUCUUGGAGGAAAAAGCCUGCUUAUGAUUCCCAGAAAGAAAUAUUAAGGAAUAAGAAGGUUCCUUUCGACGAAGAAACUUUGAAAGCUGGUACUGCUGCUGAUAUGAUUACUAGACUAAUUCAUGGAAAGAAGACUAUGAAACGGAAGGAUCAGUUGCAAAACUAUCUGUCAAAUCCAGGCCAGAUUGGACGCUUGAAAGAGUUUAAGGCAUAUGUUCGGAAAUCAUAAACAAGUUAUUAUUUUGAGUUCAUUAGAAGACUUUGCGAUUUAUAAUUAUUUAUUUACAAAUGACUAGGAUGACCGAUUAUACAGACAUUAUUUCUAUUUAUAGUUUAACCUUCUUUGUUUUCUAGAUCGAGUUUUAAUAAAGAUGCCAAUUUUUGC